Molecule: messenger RNA, 333 nt
Organism: Ilex paraguariensis (yerba mate)
Lineage: Eukaryota; Viridiplantae; Streptophyta; Magnoliopsida; Aquifoliales; Aquifoliaceae
Source: the annotation of a GenBank genome assembly
AUGGCUUUGCAAUCAGUACAGCCCAUAUCACCAAUUUCGCUGACUCUCCUUCCAAAGGGCUCUAUUGCUCCUAUUUUGCUUCGAUUAUCUUCAUCAAUCCGUUGCUAUUGUGUUCGUACAACAUUGGCUGUGUCAUUGGAUGAAAUUCCCCCAAAUGCCCUUCGCCGGAAGUGUGACCGGAACUGGAGAGGAGGGUGCAGUCUAGGGGUAGAUCUGUGCAUGUCCCGAACUGGCCUUGCACUCAGCAAGGGCUUCUCUGUUCGACCCUUGACGGUUCUGGAGUUGAGAGGGCAAAAGCUUGAGCUUCGACUUAUUGACAUUGCUGAGAAGCAG